Molecule: messenger RNA, 4270 nt
Organism: Prinia subflava (tawny-flanked prinia)
Lineage: Eukaryota; Metazoa; Chordata; Aves; Passeriformes; Cisticolidae
Gene: MARCHF3
Product: membrane associated ring-CH-type finger 3
Exons: 6
Coding region: 787-1554 (255 amino acids)
Biological process (GO): protein ubiquitination
Molecular function (GO): ubiquitin-protein transferase activity; zinc ion binding
Source: RefSeq, a predicted model, not a curated record
GGAACACAGCAAUUUCAAGAAAUACCAUCUCAGCCCUGCAAUAGCUCUUUAUUUCCCAACAAAGCAAGUGUGACAGAGGCAGUGAAAUGGACAACCGUGGUUAGGCAAGGAAAAAUAUUAGCCUUCAGGUUUAUCCAUCGCUAUCUUUGGAACUUGGAGCUGUCGUUUUUGAUGCAGCUUCAACUGAGUCUCAGCAGCUCGGACCUUUCAUUGACAUCAGCACCGAAGCAGCUCCGGAGGUGCAGCAGGCUCCGGGAAAGCUUCAUCCCUUCGUGCUGUAGGGACAUGGCUGUUUUGGGGGCUUUUAACUACCGUGCGACAAGAAAACGAUGAAUUCCUUGAUUCCUCGCACCGUUCCAUGCCGGCAGGGAGCUGUCACUACGCGGCCGCUCCUUUGUGUCGCUGCUUCCCCGGGUACCGCCGGAGGAGGAGGAGGAGGAAGAGGAGGAGGAGGAGAAGGAGGGGUUGAUGGCAGCGAGGUCCUGUGGCGACAGCCGAGCCGCAGGCACGGUUCCUGUGUCGCUCGGGGUCUGGCGGCGCUGCCCGUGGCUCUCCCCUUGGUUUGGCCACUCCGUCCGCGUUUUCGGAAGGACAGCAGAGGGUCCGGGCGGAGAAAGCCACAGGAUUUCACAAAUAAAUUCUGCAUCAAACCUACGACUUCUGUGAGGUCUCCACUUGACCUUAUGGACAGCUCCAUCCAUGGCAGGGCUUCAAGCAUGUUUGAGGCACUGCCUGGUAGCUCACAGGCUUGAGUUCUGAAAGGAUGGGAACCUGCUGCCCAGUGUCAUGAGGACCAAUCACUGCAGCCACCUGCCUGGAGUCUCUCCGGAGUGCCCACGCCCUCCGGCCCCCGAUGGCAAGAGCCUGCCCAGCAGCAGCAGGGGCCUGGCCACCAGCUGUCCCCAGUAUGUCAUGCAGGUGUCCUCCAAGGAUGGGCAGCUGCUGUCAUCCGUUGUGCGGACCCUCGCCGUGCAGAGCAGCCCCUUCAAUGACCGGCCCAUCUGCAGGAUCUGCCAUGAGGGCAGCAGCCAGGAGGAGCUGCUGUCCCCCUGCGAGUGCACAGGGACGCUGGGCACCAUUCACCGCAGCUGCCUGGAGCACUGGCUGUCGUCCUCCAACACCAGCUACUGUGAGCUCUGCCACUUCAGGUUUGCAGUGGAGCGCAAACCCAGGCCACUGGUGGAGUGGCUGAGGAACCCAGGCCCCCAGCACGAGAAGAGGACUCUCUUUGGGGACAUGGUGUGCUUCUUGUUCAUCACCCCGCUGGCGACCGUCUCUGGCUGGCUGUGCCUGCGAGGAGCCGUGGACCACCUGCACUUUAGCAGUAGGCUGGAAGCUGUUGGCCUCAUUGCACUCACUGUGGCACUCUUCACCAUUUACCUCUUUUGGACCCUGGUGUCCUUCAGGUACCACUGCCGGCUGUACCACGAGUGGCGUCGGAACAAUCAGCGGGUGAUGCUCCUCAUCCCAAAAUCUGCCAACGUCCUCUCCACCCAGCAGUCCCUGCUGGGCCUGCAGCCCCUCAAAAGGAGCUCCAAGGAGACAAUUGUGUGAUUUGGGGUGGGUGGAGCUGUACACUAAAGAUGUUUUUUCUCAGACUCAUUGGGGUCGGGCAGCGUCCAACACUUGGAAAUGUGCAAUUUGAAUUUACAGACUGACUGCAGAGGGAUAAAUCAGGGUCAGAAUUCAAGUCAUGGAUGCUGCAACCAUUUGUGGCAUUUGCUAAGCUGCCAAAUGUGUUUAGUUAGCAUGGACCCUAUGGAUUCUGCAUAUAUGUUAAUUAUUGCAUCAUCAAGAGAUGCAAACUUUUUUUAUUGUUUAAAGUAUUAAACUAUGGUAAUUAACGAUGCAAAACAGGUUUAAAAAGUGCUUUGCUUUUAUGAUUUCAUGUUCCCACAGUACUGUUUCUUUAGGUAGCUGGACAGUAACCAAUUUCUUUCUGCUUCCUAAAACAGAGCAAUGGCAUUUCCUCAUUUGAUUUUAUCUGCAGGUCCAUUAUACCAAUGUUUUGAUUAUUAAAAUUUGUGUGAUGAGCUACAAAUCAGCACAGUUUUUAAAUGCUACAAAGUGAUUAGAAAAUUGUAUUACCCAUUUCCUAUUUGGCAGGUAAGGUCUGCCAGGAAGAUUCUUGUUAUGAAUCUAGUAUGCACAAGAGAAAAAUUAGACAAAUUGCAAUAAUCUUCCUAUCAAAAGUAUUACAGUACAUAGCACUCAGGAAAAAAAAAAAAAAAAAAAAAAAAAAAAAAAAAAAAAAAAAAAAAAAAAAAGUGCACAUUCUGCUGGUGUGAAUUCAAACUUAGCCAAUUUAUCCUGCAUUUACACCAGUCUCAAUUUAACUCUACAGCUUACUUUUGUAUAGGGAAAGCUCAGCAUACAUAACGAAUGAGAUCAUCAGAUUAGUUUUAGGAAGCAGGGACUCAUCUUGCAUGGAGAACAGCAUUAUUUUAAAGCAGCAGAAACUCCAGCUUGACAGGUUGGAUUUGGCAGUGUGCAAACCCUGACCUCUCAUGGUAGCACUGAGACAACAAAAAUUGAAAAAUAUUUAUUACACAGCCUUCUAUGGUGACUAAAUUGAAUUUGAAGUGUAAAGAUCAGACCUUAUUCCUGGGUGACUUUAUCUGCUUCCCCUUGGUUUUAUGUCCAAUUCAUUCAGCCAUUCUUCACUCUCAGAAGAGACGUAUUUAUGUAGACAGACUUAUUUUAAAUAACUACACAAAAUCUUAUUACCAAAUGCUGCUAGAAUUAGAAAUCAAUACAGAGCCCAUCUGAACAGAUAAAUUUCUUAGAAUUGUGCAUGAAUGGCAAUACCACCAUGUGCUCUGUUUUCCAAAUGCUGCAGCAACUGCAAAUCAAAAGGAAAACAUAGCAGGAAGGCUAAUAACUUGUUAUUCAUGAACUUCAGGGUAUUAUGGGUAUUUACCAUCAGACAAGAAGUUACUUGAUGUUUUGUGUGUGCUCUGUGGGGACAAAAAGCUUAGUACACUAAGCCAAAUCUGUUAAAUUUCUUUAUUCUCUCCUGAGCAUGUUAUUUAACAAUGUUCUUUGUCAGUCAUGGGGAUAGGAGAAUCAUGGGGAUAUAAAGCAAUAACAGCCUCAUUCAAACAGAAAGGUACGUGUAAGUAAGGUGUGUAGGAAAACCAUGAACCUGCAGAUCUGUACUCAUCAGUCUGACAAGGCUGGGGUUGCUCAUGUUUGGCUGUGAAUAACUGUUUCUCUUCCAGAGAAACCUAUAUAAGGGUCUGAAGAUAAGGAUACCACAAUCUCUGUGAUAGCCUAAAACCUGUAGUGUUUUAUUUAUCUAUUUUUUAAAUACCUCUUUGCAAAAGCAAGUAACUAUUUAGAAUGAAGACUGAAUGUGCACGUAAGCAGAAUUUCAGAUUAAAAAAAAAAAAUCUGCUGGCCAGGGGCAAAGAAAUAAAGCAAAUUUAGCUGGGUCAGGAUGCUGUCAGCAUUUUAAUGCCUAAACAUAUACUUUAGGUAAGUUUUUUUCUGAAGUUUAUUACUGCUCUUGACUUCUUUGAAAGAAUUGUUAUUCUUAUUGAGUUCUAUUGCUGGCUGUGCUUCAUGCAAAACAAAAAUCAGGGUGAUACAGAAUUAAGUGACAAAACAUUCAGGGAAAUAUUUAUUCAAGUGAAGCUGCAACGUCUGCGCACAGAUCAGCACAGUGGCUUGGCCCGGCUCAUCUGUGGCUUUUGUGUUGUUGUUGUUUUUAGUGUAAAUACAUCUUUAUUUACCCAAAGAAGGCAUACUUAAGCAGAGAGGAAAAGUAUGGUCCAGUUCAGCACAUACAUGACUAACCCAGUUUCUGUGCUUGAUGCAGAAGCACAGAACUGUCUGGUGAAGUCACUAGCAGUAGUGUCCCGUGGACUUUUUUGAGGAAAAAAGUGUCAGGGAAGAUCCAGUCAGACACUUACCAUUGCAUUAAACCCAUGAAAAAGAGGCAUACUUGUAUUUUUCCUUGUUUUUCCUAAAACACAAGAAACUGGGAGGUGAUAGAUAUAACUCUUAAUCCCAGUUCUGCUCUAAACAUUUACAGACAGGAGGAUCUGCCAGAUGGGAGUUGAUUUUUCUUCCACAAAUUGAUGCUGUAGAUGCCACACCAAGCCCAAAUUUCCAUAAAAAACUCGAUGAUUACAGCAAAUAUUCUACAACAGCAGCAACACCCAUUUCUGUCUGAAUAGAAGUGAAAAGACAAACUUAACCACAGCAGAAGGCACAGCCAGCAAAGCUCCUGGCAGCACAGUGACACCUUUGUUAUGCUCUCCUUAAA